AUGACGAGCCCCCUGGAAGUGCCGCUGGAGGUGGGGGACUACCUCACCCCCUCAGAAUUGCCCAAGCCCAAGUUGAAGCGCACGCUGACCGGGUUCACCCCGAACCAGAUCUUGACCUACGAAGCCGCCAUCCCCGAGCUGGCCCGCAACAUCUGGACCAAGUACUCGCAAUUGCUGUUGACCGACCACCAGCGCAGCCAGCCGACGAAAGAACACGAAGUGCUCACCACUAAACAAGGGUUUGAGAAGGCGUUUGUCAGCCACACCGAAUUGACGUUGGCGAGAAACAUGUACAAUUGCGACGAGUUGGCGGCGUACAUGGCGGCGGCCACCACCAUCAGAGAUGGCCUUGUGCUUGACUGGGGCAACACCCAGCAGAAACAGACCAUCCACGACGGCAAGCGUGUCUACUAUUUGUCGUUGGAGUUCUUGAUGGGGAGAGCGAUGGACAACGCUUUGAUCAACUUAAAGUGCCGUGACAACACCCAGGAGUCGUUGGCUGAAUUAGGGUUCUCGCUCGAAGACAUUUUGAACCAAGAGCCUGACGCCGCCCUCGGUAACGGUGGGUUAGGCCGGUUGGCGGCGUGCUAUGUCGACUCGUUAUCGCUGAAAAACUACUCCGGUUGGGGUUACGGGCUUAACUACCAGUACGGGAUCUUCCAACAAAAGAUUAUCGACGGUUACCAAGUGGAAUUCCCCGACUACUGGCUCCGUUACUCGACCCCGUGGGAAGUGGACCGCAAGGAAAUCCAGAUUCCCGUCGACUUCAACGGGUAUGUGUACGAGGACGUCGACCCCAACACCGGUAAGUCGCACAAGGUGUGGUCCGGCGGCGAACGGGUGCUUGCCGUGGCGGCUGACUACCCCAUCCCCGGCUACAACACUCAGAACACCAACAACUUGAGAUUGUGGAACGCCAAGCCCACCAACGAGUUUGACUUCUCCAAAUUUAACGCCGGUGACUACCAGCAAUCGGUGGGGUCGCAACAAAAGGCUGAAGCCAUUACUGCGGUGUUAUACCCUAACGACAACUUUGAACAGGGUAAAUUGCUCCGUUUGACCCAGCAAUACUUCUGGGUGGCGGCGUCGCUCCACGACAUCGUCCGCCGGUUCAAGAAGAUGCACAAAGACAACUACGCCAUCUUCCCCGACAAAGUGGCCAUCCAGCUCAACGACACCCACCCCACGCUUGCCAUUGUUGAAUUGCAGCGUAUCCUUGUUGACCUUGAAGGGCUUGAGUGGAACACUGCCUGGGACAUUGUCACUCGGGUUUUCGCUUACACCAACCACACGGUGAUGGCGGAAGCUUUGGAGAAAUGGCCGGUGGACAUCAUUGGGAAGUUGUUGCCCCGUCACCUUGAAAUUAUCUACGACAUCAACUACUACUUCCUCCAAGAUGUCCAGAAGAAGUUCCCUGAAGACCGCGACUUAUUGGCCUCGGUGUCGGUGAUUGAAGAAGGCCAACGCAAACAGGUGCGUAUGGCUUAUUUGGCCAUCAUCGGCUCCCACAAGGUCAACGGGGUUGCCGAGCUCCACUCCGAACUCAUUAAGACCACUAUUUUCAAGGAUUUCGUCAAGGUGUUUGGCCCCGAUAAGUUCACCAACGUCACCAACGGGAUCACCCCGAGAAGAUGGUUGCGCCAGGCUAACCCGGAACUCGCCGAGCUUAUUCUGGACUUGUUGAACGACCCCAACUACGAGUACUUGACCAACUUGGGCCAGCUCAAGAACAUUGAACGCUACGCCGACAACGACAAGGUGCUCCAACGGUGGAACCAAAUCAAGUUCGACAACAAGCAGAAGCUUGCCCAGCUUGCCAAGGACUUGACCGGCGUCGAAAUCAACCCCAAGUACUUGUUUGACGUCCAAGUGAAGCGGAUCCACGAGUACAAGCGUCAACAGAUGAACAUCUUUUCGGUGAUCUACCGUUACAUCAAGAUCAAGGAAUUGCUUUCUCAAGGCAAACUGUUGGCGGAAGUGGCCAAGACGUUCAUUCCCAAGGUGAGCAUUUUCGGUGGUAAGGCUGCCCCUGGUUACUACAUGGCGAAGACGGUGAUCCACCUUAUCAACAAGGUCGGUGACGUCAUCAACAACGACAAGGAGAUUGGCGACCUCUUGCGGGUGGUGUUCAUCCCCGACUACAACGUGCUGAAGGCCGAGAUCAUCUGUCCUGGAUCGGAUAUCUCCAACCACAUCUCCACCGCCGGCACUGAGGCCUCGGGUACGUCCAACAUGAAGUUUGCCUUGAACGGGGGGAUCAUCAUCGGUACCGUCGACGGGGCCAACGUCGAAAUCACCCGGGAAAUCGGCGAAGAAAACAUCUUCUUGUUCGGCCACCUUUCGGAAGAGGUCGACGACUUGCGCCACAACAACAACUACAAGGGUGUCCAGGUGCCCAAGCUGCUCCAACAAGUGUUUGACUUGAUUUACAGCGGCAAGUUCGGCAAUGUCGACGAGUUCCGCCCGUUGAUCGAGCUGAUUGCCCAGCACGGCGACUACUACUUGGUGUCAAACGACUUCGACAUGUACUUGGAAGCCCAGCAAAAGCUUGAAAAAGUGUACGGCACCAGGAGAUGGACCCAGAUGCUGGUGGUCUCGGUGGCCAACAUGGGUUUCUUCUCCCUGGACCGGUGUGUCGACGAGUACGCGGAAAACAUCUGGAACAUCGAGCCUUUGAGCCAGUAG
Diutina rugosa is the source of this 2685-nucleotide messenger RNA. It is a transcript of the gene GPH1, whose product is annotated as glycogen phosphorylase. The record is from RefSeq and is a predicted model, not a curated record. Gene Ontology annotation, molecular function: pyridoxal phosphate binding; glycogen phosphorylase activity. Gene Ontology annotation, cellular component: cytoplasm. Gene Ontology annotation, biological process: glycogen catabolic process. Lineage: Eukaryota; Fungi; Ascomycota; Pichiomycetes; Serinales; Debaryomycetaceae. The transcript has a single exon. Bases 1 to 2685 code for a protein of 894 amino acids.